Molecule: messenger RNA, 1544 nt
Organism: Leguminivora glycinivorella
Lineage: Eukaryota; Metazoa; Arthropoda; Insecta; Lepidoptera; Tortricidae
Exons: 2
Coding region: 187-1431 (414 amino acids)
Molecular function (GO): protein binding
Source: RefSeq, a predicted model, not a curated record
UAAAGAGGUAAACAAUACAAAAUCUCUGAAUUUUGGACUUGAUAUUGUUUAAAUUCAGCUUGGGAACUUAAAAUUAUAUGUUUUCUAAAGUUUUAUGAAGAGGGUGUAGUGAAAUUGUACGUCAAAUAACGAGUUUCAGCGGUGAAAACAUGACAUAGAUUUGUUUGAAGAAGUUAGUAAAAAUAUAUGCAAAAAUCUGAAAUGUUGCACAUAAACGACCUACCUUUAGAAUCCUUCCUUGAAAUACUGUCUAAAGCAGAUGGUUUUACGAUUGGAGUAUGCCGAAGAGUGAGUAAAAAUUGGAAAGAAAUAAUCGAUGGCACAGAAUUGCUUUGGCAAGAUUGUUGCAAGAAAGAAUACAAACACUCCUCUGUUAUUGCGAGAAGAAAGUCUGGGAAAGAUACCAGCUGGUAUAACAUCUACAAGAACCUAAAAACAUGGUCGAACAUCUCAAAAAUUCAGAGUAAAACGAGAGAAUUUUAUAAUUUUUCUCUACACGAUAAAUGUCACGCAUUGGAGAUAGACAAUGGAAUAUUACCCUUAAAAGACGCCAGAGGGGUUGUUCUUUACGAUAUGAAUACAAUGAAAAACAUACCUGUAGUGGUACCGGAGAAAAACUGCUUAAAAGUUGCACAUAACGAUUGCGCGUCUGCCAUUCUGAUCAAGUCAGGAUUAUUGUUACAAAGAACCGUUACUAAUCCAAACUUCAUGUCUGAAGCAUUUUUCAAAGCUGAUAACUUCGUUCUAGCUGAGAAUGCGAUGUAUUUCUUUAACAACCGAGACAUUUAUAAAUGUGAUUUAGGACAUGAGAAUCUGUCUUCAAAAUUGAUUCUACAUUGCGACUAUGAUAUAAAAGUAAUGCAGUACAACAGUAAUGUUUUAUACAUCUUUACUGAUUGCGGAAACAUAGUAACCAUUGUGAACGAACAGCUAGAUUCUGUGAAACCGAUAGCCGUUCCACCAGAAUGGCUUAAGCAAGUGAAACACAUAACGGCUAUCAAUGAUAAAAAUUAUGUAUGUUACUCGCGGAUUCUAUUCAAAAUAGAAACAGAUACAUACAAGCAUUUGUACAUUGAAUUUCCUCCGAUAACUGCAUUAUUCUUUUACGGGGAUAUAGUUUUGAUCGGGACAAAGAACAGUGAGAUAUUACUGUACCGUCUUUCAAGUCAAAAGUACAAGGUUACGCCCAUUUUUGAGAGACUUGGAGCACUACCUGAUGGAAAAUAUGCCGUACAAUUAGAUGUUUGCGAGAGGAAAUCUGGGCCAGUCAUUGUUGCUGCUACGUUUUUUGAGAUAUUUGUCUUUGAAUAUGACUUCUUUCCUAAUGACAAUGUGGACCGUAUGAAGAAAACUUUCACGACCAACAAGCUGUGCAUUUACAAGAGACUUCUCCGGCUGAAGGACAGACUGCAAUGCCAAUCCUUUAUUUAAAAGAAGCCUGUAAAUAUCUCAAGGCAAUGUCCUCGUGCGGCAAACGGCAAUUUGACGUCUUCAUUACGGCCCAGCCACGACAUUGGUCUAAGCGCGACAGCGGUAAGCGGCAG